AUGUUCGAUGAUAAUAAUGAUGACAAUGCAACCAACAGUUUUUUUAAUCCACGAUAUCGUGCACAAUCAGCUGCACAUCUACUUCCACCUGACUCUGCUACUACUACUGCAACAAAUUCACCAAAACAAGAUCGAUCAAUAAUGUCUUCAUCAGACUCAUCACCAUCAUCUUCAUUCGCUACAACCAAUAGUCCAAAAACAAAUUUAUCUUCCUUUCUUAAAGUAUCAUCACCAACACGUAAACCAAAUAAUUCAUCACCUUCCGACGAACAAUUUGUUAUGACUAUAAUCAGAAGUCCAUCAACAAGUUCUCAACGUAUACUACCAACAAAUGAACCUGUAGGAACGACAGUUGUGAAUGAAGAAUUAGCAAAUAGUAAUAAUAAAUUCCUUAAAAGUAAAGUAACAGCAGCACUCAAUCAUAUGAAAUACCGUUGGGUUGUGAAGAUGCGACCUAAUUUUCGUACUAAUGAAACACCAAUAUAUUUACUUGGUAAAAAAUAUAAUGGCAGAGAAGAAACAACAUAUGAUGAUAUUCCACGACCACAUUCCGAUCAAUCUUAUACAAAUUUUUUAAAAUCAUUUUCACAACGAAUAUAUUUUUCUUAUCGAAAACAAUUUGAACCAUUAAUAGGUUCACGUAAUGGCGAUGUAAUUACUUCCGAUGGUGGUUGGGGUUGUAUGAUACGUUGUGCACAAAUGUUACUUGCUCAAACAUUACUUAUACAUUUGACAAGUGCAUUUAAUUCAUCGUAUUCAAAUAUUCAAAUAUCGGAUAAAUGUCCAAAACGAAAUUCCAUUGAAUAUGCAAAACAUGCAAAUAGAGUAAAUAGACAUGCACAAAUGUAUAAAGAUAUAAUUCGAUUAUUCGGAGAUAUACCACAUGUUAAAUGUCCAUUUGGAAUUCAUAAAAUUGUUGAACUUGGUACAUUACAUGGUAUCCGACCUGGUGAUUUCUUUGGACCAGUGAGUGCUGCUCAUUGUCUUAAAGAAGCUGUACAAAUUGCUAUUGAAGCUAAGCAAAUACCUGAACUACUUCGUAUUUAUAUUAGUCAAGAUGCUAUUAUAUAUCGACAAGAUGUUAUUGAUCUAUGCAGUACAUCAUUAUCUAAUAAUAAUAAUAAUUCGAAUUUAAAUAAAAAAAAUACUCUUUAUCCAUCACUUGAUUCCGCUACAACAACAACAGAUAAUAAUUCUUCACGUUGGUCAACAUCUGUACUUAUUCUUGUACCAUUAAGAUUAGGUUUAAAUGAACUUGAUUUAAUCUAUGAAUAUUAUUUAAAAGAAGCCCUUCAACUUCCACAAACAGUCGGUAUUAUUGGUGGUAGCCCACGUCAUGCUGUAUAUAUCGUUGGUUAUCAAGAUGAUAAUUUUAUUGAUCUUGAUCCACAUUUUAUUCAAUCGACAGUGAAUGUACUUGACAAUACAUUUGAUACAUCCAGUUAUUCAUGUUCAUCACCAAAGAAAUUAUCAACCAAAAAAAUGGAUCCAAGUUGUACAUUAGGAUUUUAUUGUCGAGAUAAAGCUGAUUUUGAAAUGUUCUGUGCACAAUGGAAUCAUAUAUGUCAUAUGGCAUCGGAUGAUCGACGUACAUGUCCAAUAUUUCGUAUAGAACGUGGAACAUUUCAAGAAACUCAUAAACGUGUACUUAAUUAUGAAUAUCCAUCUUUAAAUGAAGAUGAAGAUGUUUUUCUUCGUGUAACUAAAUUAUCAUCAGCAAAUGCAUCACCAUCAUCAAUCAGCAAAAGAAUUUCUAAUAAUGGAAAAAAUUUUCUUAUUAAUUCAUCACCAGUUACAUAUCGUGACUCAUGGGAUGAUGCUGGUCUAUCAUUAAAUAAUGAUAAUUCAAGUGGUCGAGUACAUUCUCUUUCGGAUGAUUAUGUGUUUUUAUAA
Adineta steineri is the source of this 1893-nucleotide messenger RNA. Lineage: Eukaryota; Metazoa; Rotifera; Eurotatoria; Adinetida; Adinetidae. The record is from the annotation of a GenBank genome assembly.